ACAUUUCUUUUGCAAUAGAAAACAAAUAUCAUCACUAAUAUUAGCCGAGGAUCAAGUGUAAAAAAUUGACCCGACCUAAAAGAAACAUAAUCUAGAUUUCUUCUUAUGACUCGUAUUAUAUAUCCUAUCUAACCCAACCCAAUAAUCCGAAUUGACACCUAAGUAUGUUAAUUAAUCAAUCAAACAAUAAUUACCAAGCCUAAAUCAUUUGUUAAUUUUUUCUUUAAAAAAAUUCCAAAAAAAAAAACAAAACAAAAACAAAAAAAUAAACACAGGAAAAGAAAAAAGAAAGAACGAUAGAUCAGAUCGAAAUCAACCCCCAAAACCUCUCUUUCGACUCUCAUUCAAUUUCUCUCUCCUCCCAAAAUUCAAUUGAUCAACCCCAAAAUUCCAGUUCAAUCACCAUUUUUCUGAUCGAUUAGAUCCAGAUAUUCAAUGUCCUGCUUAGCUCUCUCUCUCCAACCCGUCAAUGGGCCCGACAUCCUCCUCCAAACCCGAGAAUGGUUUCCCCCAGCUCGAGCUCUCGUCGCCGUUUCCGCCUUCCGAAACACCCGUCUCGUCUUCUCCUCCGCUGCAGCCGCUGCCGCUUCUCUCUCCUCUAAACACCAAAACGACGACGUUUCCGGCGACCCCACCAUUGUUGGCGAUGACCCACUUGCUGCUUACAGUGGUCAGGUAAUUGUUGGGGUUGAAUCUCGAUAUCGUGUUGUUUAUCGUUUGGUGAAUUCAAUUUAUGUUCUGGGUGUUACAACUGUUGAUGAUGAUGAUGAUAAUAGUACUACUACUAAUAAUGUUUUUGAGUGUAUUAGUAUUGUUAAUCAAGCUGUUAGUGUUGUUGUUACUGCUUGUAGAGGGGUUGAUGUGACCCCAGAGAAAUUAGGGAAGAAAUAUGCUGAGAUUUAUAUGGCAUUGGAUAUUGUUUUGAGGGGUGUUAGUAAUAUUAGGUUGGCGGCGAUGUUAGCGUCGAUGCACGGUGAGAGUAUUGCUAAGAUGGUGCAUUCUGCUGUUGAUACUGAGAAUAAGGUUAGAGGGGCUGAUAAUUGGGUUGGGGUAGCGGAGAGUUUGGCCGUGGAGCAUGAGGCGGGGGUGGAGUCGUUUUCGAAUAUGAGGUUUGAGUUGCCUAGUGAGACUUUAACGGCAGGGGAUGAGGUGGGGGCGAGUAUUUCUGUUGUGGGGCAAGCGGGGUUAGGGGAGCAGGAUGGUGGGGUGAAGAUUGAGGAGGAACAGGGGGUGAAGGAUCCGUUUGCUGCUAGUGAUUCGAUUAAUAAGCCAGAGUCGUUGGUUGGGGAUUUUAAGAAGGAUAAGGAUGUGGCUUCGGAUAUGACUAAGGCAUUGGUGGGGCUGGAGGUGACUCCGUUGCCUCCUGCUGAGGCUGCUCAGCCUACCCACAUUGCUGUGGAAGGGUUUGAAGGGGAUUAUGGUGGGAUUGAGUUUGGAAAUGAGGAGGCAUCACUUCGAGAGACGUUUGAAGGGUUUAGUGAUGCAUUUGGUGGUGGGCUGGAUGCGUCAGAGUUUGUAGGCACUACUAAAGCUGCGAAGAGGGAGGGUCUUGGUGGACUUGAGUUGUUACAGACAGGGCCUGAUGGGGCUCCUGUUGCUGCCAGUGGUGCAGCUGCCACACCUCUUGAAAAUCUCUUGGUGCAGAAGUCAGAGAUGAAGGGCCCUGAGAUGUUCAUUGUUGAGGAGAUCAGUGCGGAAUUCAGGGAGUCAUUGCUUUCUAGAGUGGGAUUAAUGGGUGUGAUUUAUUUGAGAACAUUGCCUCCAAAGAUGACGGGUGAUAAAGAAACAGAGUUCUCAUUUAAGAUUGAUGGUACAACUUCUGUUAAAAGAACUGUUAUGCAGAGCUCUCGUGUUAGCAGCCUUGGCAAUGGGAUGUUUCAUGUAAGAACGGCAGCCUCUGAAGAGCCUUUACCUGUUCUGAAGUACAGUUUGAUGCCCCAGAUGACCCCCAUUCCUUUGCGUGUUAGGCUCGUGAAACGCCAUGUUGGGACCUUACUCUCUGUCAUGAUUCAAUACAUUUCGAACCCUGAUUUGCUGGCACCACUCACAGAUGUUACAUUUAUUCUCAAACUGCCAGUUGAUCCUACACUACUGAACGUCUCUCCUAAGGCUGUCUUGAAUAGGAAUGAGAGGGAGUUGAAAUGGCAUAUACAAGAGAUCCCAUUAAAGGGUGCUCCUGGGAAGCUUAGGGCGCGGAUGCCUGUUGAUAUAAAUGAAGAGGAUACUGAAGAAGAAAUUGACGUUGUAUGUCAUGUAAAGUUUUCGGUCAAAGGGGCUAAAACGCUCUCUGGUGUUUCACUUUGGCCUGCUUCUGAAGCUACAACAGACUUUUACGUGGUAGAUCACAAAGUUGAAAGCGGGACUUACAUCUGCAAUUGACCAUUUUGACCUGGUACCAUUCUCACUGCCUGUAGAUUGUAUCUUCUCGAUUCUUUUUAUGAAUGGUUAUUCUUGUAUAAGGUUUUGUAUCAUUUGCCUGAAGUAGUGAGCAUGUAGCUUUUGAUUUGGUAUAUUUUAUCUGGUGUGGAAGGCAUGUCUGUUCUUGCGGCUGCGAUCUUUUCUUGUUAUAAUUCUUUUUUGCCUUCGAUUUAUUUCUUUUGUUAUUGAUGGCACUUAUCAUAGAAUUCAUUGGCGAGUGAAAUUGUACAUUAUAUUUACCAAACA
Messenger RNA from Chenopodium quinoa (quinoa), 2664 nucleotides. RefSeq lists its product as uncharacterized. NCBI's taxonomy places the organism in Eukaryota, Viridiplantae, Streptophyta, Magnoliopsida, Caryophyllales, Amaranthaceae. Bases 436 to 2379 code for a protein of 647 amino acids. The record is from RefSeq and is a predicted model, not a curated record. The transcript has a single exon.